UCUACUUUCCACGUGCGAAAGAUCCGAAAUCGCUCCUUGCCGGCUGUUUCAAAGACGACUUCGUCGCGAUUUCGUAAGGCCUCUUCGCGAUCUAGAGCCGUCUUCAUUAUUCUCUUCGAGCGAAUUCUCGAACACAUCCUCAAACGAUCUGGUGAGCGACCGUGUCAGGGUGCAGUGGAUAAGGACCUCGGUUUAGGAAGGAUCACAUCUUACACACUUUAUCCGAGAAACGCAACAUCCUUUCAAGUAAAUCUCAGGGAAUCUCACACGCAGGAUGUGUUCUGAAUGUCUUCAGAAGACAUGAUGUUAUUUGAACAACAAAUGUUACUUGAAGGUCCAUGUAUGGGAUUCUUAGCAAAAAUAAAAAUCGGAAUGUAAGUCGAAUAAAUGAAUAUCUUUGCGAAAAUACGGGGAUUAGGACAAUUUAUGAAGGAGGUCGCUCCCCCAACGCUUGCGAGGCUUCGCAGCCCCAUUUCGCAGCCGCCGCAUCGCGGCGAAGUGAAACUGGUGAACAGAGCCUGAGGAGGGAGGAUAAGAAAGUUAAAUUGUUUAUUAUGCGCUGGAAUCGAGACGAACUUUCGUCCACAUCGAUUUCUUUAGAUAAUGAUUCCCGUGGCGACGGGAAUAUAAAUCAAAUAACACAUAACGGCGUAUAUUUUUGAAUAUGUGUUUAUAAAUACAGCAGCAAACAGAUUGAGACGAACUUGAAAUUAAAUUUAUCACGGAAUAAAUUGCGAGAACGAUUUCCUAACACCAAUUGAAAAUGUCGGACGUUGAAGGCGAUGACGAGUUUCAAGAUGCUCAGGAAUCAUUACCACAACUCGCGUCUAUGGAUUUGGAUACAGCGAUAAUGGAAGCGAAAAAGGCGAUUCACUGUUUCUUUAACAACGACUUCGAUGAAGCGAAAAAAAUCAUGGAACCAUGGGCGGAUAGCAGCAUGUACCAUUCUCUAGGGACUAGCGUAUUCGCGUUCCUGGAGGCGAUUCUUACAUUCGAACAAAAACACAUCGUGAAGGCAUCAGAGAAAUUGAAACAGUGUAUGAGCGUGUGUUCCAAACACCGAAAGCACAUCAGUAUUACGCAGAACAUUGGGAAAAUAGUCAAGAAGAUUAACUACGACACUUACACGAACGAGGAGGUGCAUGCGGAACUCUGUUAUGCCGAGUCGCUCCUUUUAAAAUCGAUGCUCACAUUUGUGGAAGAUGAAACUCUGGUCAGCUUUGUCAAGGCAGGACUGAAAAUUCGUACCUGUUUUCUAUCGUACAAAGAAUGCAUGACGAUCUUGAAAAAUCGGAAGUGGGAAAACGACAUUCAUAAAGUACAUUUCGAGAGUGGUGUUCGCAUGGGCAUCGGCGCGUUCAAUUUGAUGAUCUCAUUAUUACCAGCGCGUAUUAUUAGAUUGUUAGAGUUUAUCGGAUUCUCCGGCGAUAAGGAAUAUGGUUUAAUGGAAUUAAAAGCAGGUUACGAUGAAAGAAGAGGAUUGCGACAAAUCCUAUGUGUAAUGACUCUGUUGUCCUAUAAUUUGAUAGUCUGCAUUGUGUUAAGUCACUCGGACGGCGAUCUAGAGUGGUGUGAGCAAGUAUUGGAACAGGAAUUGAGCCUCUAUCCGAACGGUGUAUGGUUCCUGUUUUUCAAGGGAAGACUAGAAUUCACGCGAGGGAAUUUCGAGGAAUGCAUAGACUGGUACAUAAAGUCGUGGAAGAGUCAGAAUGUUUGGCCACAGUUUCAUCAUAUCUGUUAUUGGGAAUUAAUGUGGACGCACUGUUCGCUACAGCAGUGGAGUAAUGCGGCCACGUAUGCCACGAUGUUGGUAAAUGAGUCCAAUUGGUCACGCACUAUCUACUUGUAUCAAAAGGCUGCAAUCCUGCUUAUGCAGAAACCGACGAUUUGGAGUGAGGAGAAACAGCUGGUCGACAACCUAAUGAUGCUGGCACCGACCUACAAACAGCGUAUUGCUGGCAAGUCGCUACCGAUGGAAAAGUUUAUAAUCUCAAAGACCCAACGUUAUUUCGCACAAAAGAAGUACUUAGUCCUGCCCGUGUUUGAGCUUAUGUACGUAUGGAAUCUGUUCAGGAUAGUAGGCAAACGGCAAGACCUGUUGUUAAAUGUAUUCAAGAGGAUAGAAGAAGAGGAGAAGGAACUUCAAACAGUCUCGAAAAGUAAUUAUGAUGCAGACAACAAAGCACUCCUAUUGCUAUUGAAAGGCGCUUGUCUACGACAAAUGCAACAUCCUUUACUAGCGGAGGAAUGUCUGCGACAAGUUUUACAAUUGGAAAAGUCUGUCAAAGAGGACACGUACUUAUUUCCCUAUGCCACAGUGGAAUUAGCGUUAUUGGCGGGAGAUCAGGGUGAUAUUCAACUGGCUAUAGGCUUUUUGGAAGACGCUAAAAAAAACUAUACGGGCUACUUAUUAGAAUCUAGAUUGCACUUUAGAAUACACUCGGAUUUAAUGGUAUUGACCGGCAAGAACAACAAUCAUACAAUGAAGAAGCACAGGAACGAUCAUCUGCUGGAAACGGCUAUUGCUGCCAAUAAUAGCGUUAUUAUCGCCGGUCCAAGUGCCGACAAAAUUAAGACAUAAAAACAUUGUAAAGCAUAUCGGUAAUUUACUUAACUUUAUGUAAAUUCUUCCGUAUCUUCCUAAACAAUAUAUUAUAUAACAAUAUAUUAUACGUAUGACGAGGACUCUUUUUAAAAAUAAACUGGGCAAUUGUUUUUAUAACUCUUCUCUAAUAUCGAAUGGCCUUGCGUGAAACUUUCGUCUGACUCUCUGUAGAGUCCAAGGAAUUUAUCACACCUCUUUCAAAGAUUGGGCACAUUUUCUAGCGCUUAAUAUUAACGUAUAAAUUAUUUUCUUUCACAAGGAGGACAACGAUUUAUUAACAUAUAAAAAUAAUAUUUUGUA
This is a messenger RNA of Acromyrmex echinatior (Panamanian leafcutter ant), 2905 nucleotides long. RefSeq names its product tetratricopeptide repeat protein 39B. The record is from RefSeq and is a predicted model, not a curated record. Gene Ontology annotation, molecular function: protein binding. NCBI's taxonomy places the organism in Eukaryota, Metazoa, Arthropoda, Insecta, Hymenoptera, Formicidae.